CUCUUCACCGGUGGUGCAAGGCGUGCAGCAGCUGCUCCUCCUCCUUCCUGUUUUGUGAAUCGGCGCCCUAGAUCUUGGACUUGGAGAUCGAUUCGUGGGCUUGUAAUUUCAGAUUGAAAUCAUUGAAUCUCUGCAGCAACCCAACUCCGUCUGCUGCUUGAAACUUUCUAGCUUCGCCGGUGGUCGGGUGGUCUAGUCCAGCUGCUGCUCUCUCUUCUUAAUUGGUGGGCUAGGGGCUAGAUCUUGCAUCUUGUUUCUCUUCACCCCUCUCCAGCAACCGAGCUUCAUCUCCAGUAGCCGACCUCCGUCCCCAGCAGCCGAGCUUCGUGUCCAGCAACCCAGCUCUGUCUCCAGCAACCCAACUCCGUCUCCAGCAGCCUAGUUCCGUCUCCAGCAGCCCAGCUCCGUCUCCAGCAGCCUUGCUAUCCCUAACCAUCGACGCUGCAGUCCUUAAUCUCUCCGGCAUCACCGAUCUCUCCUGUCUCCCCGACCACGUAGCCGUCGACCUCUUCCGGGCCUCCUGUGGAGCUAAGAAGUCUCACUGCUUCAACUAAUCUGGGAAGCAGAGCAAGAAACAAGACAAGCAGGGAAAGUGUCGUCAAAGAGAAAGUAUAGAAGAAUCUUUCCUUGGGUCGCCAGUACUCUGCAAGCGGCAGAAUCAGAAAACCCUUUCAUGGAGAGACAUUAAACUCAUAGCACCUUUGAACACUGAACGCUCAAAUAGACAAGCAAGGAAAGCAAGGCAAUAUCUUAUGGUUCUUAAUAAGAGUUGACUCGGGCAAAAUGAAGUUUAUUCUUCCUAGCUGUCAUUCUUCACUGGAUUACAUUCUUUCUUUUGAUUGGACAAUAUUUCUAAUUCAUGUUCAUCAACAAUUUCUGUUUUUUAAUGGGAAAUCCAAACUCCAAAGUAGGCAAUUUGCUCCGGAUUUCCCCCUUCCUUUACUAGGAUGCAGUAUGAAACAGCUUUUGUAAAUAACCUCCUUUAUGAAUCUACAAGAGAAUUCAGAGACAAAAAGAGAGGAUGCCUGAACUAAAGGUUCUUGAUCUUUCUAGAACUUCCAUUCAAGCUUUGCCUAAUUCCAUCACAAACUUGGAGAAUCUCUUUGCUUUGCGGUUAGAGUGGUGUGAGAGGUUAAGGUAUUUGCCUUCUUUAGCAAAGCUUAGGGCAUUGAAGAAGUUGGAUCUGCAUUGUACUGGGAUUGAUGUGGUCCCUCAAGGCGUAGAGAAGUUGAUUAGUUUGGAAUAUCUUGAUUUAUACAAUUGUAAAAGUCUUAAGGAGAUUUCAAUGGGAAUGUUAUCAAACCUUUCCCAUCUUCAAUACUUGGUAGUUGAUACAAAAUUGAAGAUAACAUUAAACAAGGAUGAGAGAUUGAGCAAGUUGGAGACCUUUCAUGGUGUACUUAAUGACAUACAAGGCUUCAAUUAUUUUGUCAAGUCUCAAGAUUUCCAAAUUUUUAUUAAUUACAGGAUUGCAGUAGGAGCAGCAAUGUAUAAGUUUAUAAGGGACCAAAAGAAACUUGUGGUUCUCAUUUAUAACGACAUAGGAGGAGAAUGUAUACUGCUUCCAGAUAACAUUGAGGAUUUGUGUAUCUAUGCAUUACUGGGUAAACUUGAAGACUUGUCUCUUAGGAAAUUGCCUAACUUGAGUGUACUUGUGAGGGUGGAAGGAGGAGCAACACCACGACACGUCUUUUCCAAUCUUAAAAGCCUUUAUACAGCAGAAUGUUCAAGAAUGAGGAAGUUGCUUCCACUUGAGCUAUUGCAGGCCCUCCAAAACAUAGAGAAGAUUGAAGUCUAUUGUUGUGAACAAAUGGAGGAGAUAAUAGCAUCAUCAGAUUCAGAUGCAUCACCGGAUAAAUUCACUUUUCCCAAGUUAAAGGAAUUGAAAUUGUCAUUUUUACCCCAAUUGAAGAGCAUCUGCAGCGCCAAAGGAGUUGUGGAUUUCAAUUUCAGUAUUCCAAUUUUGGCACAAUCGGUUGGCAAUUGGCGAAAAGAGUCCCAGGAUCCUGUCUCCGAUGAACUCCAAGUACUCCUAAAUCCUUUUUUUUGUGUUGAUGAUGGUGAAGCAAUUGAAGAAGGGGACACUGAUGAUGAUGCUAAUGGUGUUGAUUUUAAGAUUGCUUCUAAUGGUGAAAGGCAACAGGAAAAGGAGCGUGGAAAAAGUACCAAUAUUCACGCUUUGUAACUUUACAAGUUCUGCUUUUCAUUCCAUAACUGGUCUUCCAGGCGCAUAGAUUUUUCAAAAUAAUCAUUUUACCAUCUGAUUCUGCUUAUCAUUGAUUUUAAUCCUGCUGAUAGUUAUUUAAUUUGUUAUCAAACAUUGAUUUUAAUUCUGCACUGGAUGUUGGAUGAGACCAUCCUGCACUUCUUCAAUAACCAAAGUUGUGUUUAGAUAAACGAUUUUGGUUUCUCCAUUUCUUCAUCCUCUUUGCUGCCCAAAUUUGAAUAAAGAAACUGAAGCAUG
Messenger RNA from Rubroshorea leprosula, 2464 nucleotides. NCBI's taxonomy places the organism in Eukaryota, Viridiplantae, Streptophyta, Magnoliopsida, Malvales, Dipterocarpaceae. The record is from the annotation of a GenBank genome assembly.